This is a messenger RNA of Sabethes cyaneus, 3074 nucleotides long. RefSeq names its product aquaporin AQPAe.a (gene Drip). Gene Ontology annotation, molecular function: water channel activity. The record is from RefSeq and is a predicted model, not a curated record. Bases 657 to 1412 code for a protein of 251 amino acids. Gene Ontology annotation, cellular component: plasma membrane. The transcript is spliced from 7 exons. Lineage: Eukaryota; Metazoa; Arthropoda; Insecta; Diptera; Culicidae. Gene Ontology annotation, biological process: transmembrane transport.
UCUCUGCGAGGUGAGACUUUGGCGCGCGCGAGAGCCUCUCGAUAGUUGUCGACUAAACCUGCGAGGUAUAUUUGGUUUCGUACGUUAUAGUUGCUUGUCAUUUAAACUUUGGUUGCAGUAGACUUCAAUUCAAUUCUCGCGGACUUACCGAUUCCGGUCGUUCUCGAAAUCACGGUGUAUACUUAAAUCGCUGCCAAAAAAUUACUCGGUCGAAAGUUGCUAGUUGAUUUAUCGAACGCGCGUGGUUAGUUUAUGUUCAGAUAUUGGUGCGAUCUCGAGUGCUACUGAAAGCUUGUGACAUUGGGGAACAAGUUAAGUGUGAUUAUCCUACCAGGAGCAGUGAAAGGGAAAAUCAACCAUCUUCCAUCUUCCAGUACUGUAAGCAAUUGAAGAAAAAUCGACUUCCACGGAACGAGCGAAAGGAAAAAAAACGACGCGAAAAGUGCAUACGACCGACCGACUCAUUGUGUGCGGCAUUGUGAAUUAAUCAGGCGGGAAAAAUUACAGUGUCGUGAAUAGCGCGGAUACGGUACCUACUCUUUCUAGAGUGUAUUGGAGCAAAAAAUUGCUUCCAACAGCCGCUGAUUGACACUAGAAAAUUGGUGUGUAAAUACAGUGUUUUUGUGUAGUGCCACUGCUGAGGAAUCUUCGUCAAAAUGACCGAGAGUGCAGGUGUGAAGCAGAUCGUCGGCGUGGCGGACAUCACCGAAAACCGCAACAUAUGGCGCAUGUUGAUCGCGGAAUUCCUCGGCACUUUCUUCCUGGUAUCGGUCGGUAUCGGUAGCACGAUGGGCUGGGGCGACGGGUAUGAACCGUCGAUGACGCAGAUCGCGUUCACCUUCGGUCUGGUGGUUGCCACGUUAGCCCAGGCGUUCGGCCACGUGAGCGGUUGCCACAUCAACCCGGCGGUCACAAUCGGAUUAAUGGUAACGGCCGACAUUAGCAUACUGAAGGGUGCCUUCUACAUCGUGUCGCAAUGUGUGGGAGCCAUUGCCGGUGCCGCAAUAAUCAAGGCUGCAACUCCCCAUGAUGUCAUUGGAGGACUGGGUGUUACCGGAAUCGAUCCCCGGCUGACUCCCGGUCAAGGAGUGCUGAUCGAGGCUCUCAUCACCUUCAUUUUGGUAUUCGUUGUCCAUGGCGUCUGUGACAAUCGUCGUUCCGACAUCAAGGGAUCGGCUCCGCUGGCAAUCGGACUCUCCAUUACCGCUGGCCAUCUUAGUGCGAUUAAAUAUACUGGCGCGAGCAUGAACCCAGCGCGUUCUUUCGGACCAGCCGUUGUGAUGGGUAACUGGGUCGACCAAUGGGUAUAUUGGGUCGGUCCGAUCGUUGGGGGCAUCAUCGCCGGUGCGAUCUACCGUCUGUUCUUCAAAGUAAGAAAAGGUGACGAGGAAUCCGGUUCUUAUGAUUUUUAAAGCUCAAAAUCUCAAUCUCGUUGUUUCGUAUGACCAAAUUUAUCCCUAUCCAGCUAACUCCGACAUUUACUAACCUCUAACUUUUACUCCCGAUUUUUCUUGUCCCAUUCAUUUCUAGAUGAACACUAACAAAGUAGGCCAAGUGACUAACGACGUACAGUACAUAUAGUCGCAGGCUAGCCCAUCUCCCACAUAUGUAGUAAUCGAUAGCACCAUAAGUUAUCUAAUGUAAAAAAACUAAAAUCUACAUCAGCUACCACUCAACCUGUGUGCGUGUGUUCUAACGAAAAACUAAAUUGGAAAAAAUGGACGCCGAAGCAAUAUGUGCAAGACAGCCAGCAAGAAGCAAAGCAACGAAUCUGUGCUAAAACCAAAUUCCACCCGAAGUUGAUUCAAUUGAAACGCCAAAUUCGAGCAAAAGUAUAUUUUACAAAAUAUUCACAUUUAGCGUUACUAGUACUGCACAUCUUCCAGCUUCCGUGCACCUUUCGAUUUUCGAAAACUGAUUAUGGUACAAAUUCAAAAAAAAAAAAUCUAUAUAAUCACUGUGUGUGCCUUUAAAGUCAAAACAUCAAAUUAAAAUUUGGCCAAACAAUUCUAAAUUCAACACGCUUCGGAGCAGUUCUUGGUCAUUGUAAAUAAUCAUAAACUAUCCUAUCGUAGUGAGUUUUCCCCGAAACAGCACCGGUAGCUUUCUGUUUCCAAGUACGGUUUUCUCACAUAAUAUGAAUCUGUUAUUUUUAACCCAAUUCUGUACAGAUCCAACUAACGCUACAUCUAACCUGUGUCUAUAAAAAAGUAAAAAAAACUAAACCACAUGUACAUAAACCUUUGUUAUGAAAUUAUUGCCACUGUUACUUUCUAACCAAAACAAACAUAGUAAUUUAGUUGGUAAGCUCUGGGUGCUGGGUUCCAAACAAAAAUCGAUUGUUCAUGGUUUAGCUAAUCGAUAUACUGGGUAAUAAAACGUAGAUUUAACUCAUCAAUUCACACAAAAUUAAUUCUCAUCUUUACCCUUCCCUUACUAACUAACAUUACCUAUCUGUUUUAUUAGCUAAACUAACCUUUCUUUCCGCUUGGUGCAAACAAAACAUGAGAUUUCCUAAAAAGAAAAUGUUAAUCGAUAAUCAGCAAAGGCCCCCUCCUUGAUAGUAGGCAGGUUGUUUUCAUGUUAUGUUCUGUUAGCGAAUGGAAAACUAAAAUCCGUAUUGUUAUGCCUCUGAUAAAAUUCUAAUGAGCCAUUUGUUAUGAAAACUUUAUUUUCGUUGAAAAUUUUUGCAUUGUUAUCGGAUACGAGAGACCUAGGUACCUACGGUUGAAGCCGUGCGAGGUAAUUAAAAAAUUCCUGCUUGCUCUGUAAGACCCUCAACGACGCGGCGACGCGAUUUUGUUACGUUGUUGCACUCGUAUCGGAUUCUCGACAGGUAUACGAUAGAAAAUUAUUGUUAUUUAUGCACUGCAAUCGGCUGGCACACGUGUACUGCAUUCAAGUUUUCGUUUGCUUAACGCCGGAAUGAAUAUCAUUUUCCAGAUGCCUGCGGUGAGAACUAUGCAAAAAUUGUUCGAUUUAAUCCCAUUUGUAUCUUCUUGUAUGUAUUAUAUACAUUGGAAUUUACACACGUGUUUUUUAUUAUUUUAAAGAUUAUAUGUUAAAUAAAUUUA